GGUUAUUUUUGGAACAUAUAUCAAUCAAGAAAUGACAGAAAAAUGUAACCUAAAAAAAAGUUAUUAAUGGUCGUAGGUUAAUAAGAAUUCAAAAAACAUUGUUUUCAAAUUUGAAAAGAUUUAUUUAUGGCUCUUCGACUUUAUAAUACACUAGGCUUGCGCCUACUGAAGGAAGUUUCCAUUGGUUUACUUGCCCCUGCAGCAAACAGUGCUAAUUGUCAGACUGUAAGACAUCGACGAACGAAGCACUGGAAUCCAAAAUGGAAAUUAUUUCGCCGGAUGAAAGUGAUGAAAGUAGAUUUACCGAAAUUUAAUGAAAAAACCGAGGACUUGUCUGACGAGGAAUUACGCAAAAGGUUGAAGGAACAGGGUAUACUGCCUCCGAGGCCCUGGGUGGAAAGACAGUUUUUCAUUCACUCUACUGGGGCCGUUUUUGAGCCAUAUGUACCCCCCGAAGGUGAUGGAAAGAUAUCACCAAUCUCCAAACAGGGUGCCAUGCAGAGCUUAGAAUUCCUGACAAAAAAGUCAAAAACAAUGAUGGCUAUCCGUAAAGUACGUCAGUAUGAAGAGGACUUUGACACCCCUGAUUUCUGCAAAGAAGCUUUGAAAAUCUACAUAAAAAUGCAUGAAAUGCUAGCGGACAGAGACGAGGAGGGUAUAAUAGAUGUUGUUACAGAAAGAGCUUAUCCUGAAGUCUUACAUAAUGUUCGUAAUAAAACGAUUCGCUGGAAGUAUAUCAAGGAGAUUGAGCUUCCUCGAAUCGUACAAGCCAGAUGCACUGAUGUCAUAACAAAAGAGAAUAUAUUCGCACAACUCACUGUUAGAUUCCACACACAGCAGACCCUUGCAAUUUAUGAUCGAUUUGGAAGAUUAAUCCAUGGCAGCGAAAUAAUUGCAAAGGAUGUGCUGGAAUAUGUUGUUUUUGAGAAACAUUUAUCCAAUCAAUAUGGGACGUGGAGAGUACAUGGUAAGAUUAUUCCCGAUUGGUUGCCACCCAGAGAACCAUCUGCCAUUACGUUUAAAAAACAAGUGAAAAAUGCAGUGGAAGAACCCGAGAAAAAAGUUGAUGGUACUGAAAAAAUAGCUGACUCCAUUACAAAAGAUGUGACUGUACAGGGAAAGGAUGUUACUAAAGAAAUUAGAGCUUGAAACUAUUGUAUUGAGUGUAAGAAGUAAAGUAUUAAGAGUUGGA
Molecule: messenger RNA, 1192 nt
Organism: Leptinotarsa decemlineata (Colorado potato beetle)
Lineage: Eukaryota; Metazoa; Arthropoda; Insecta; Coleoptera; Chrysomelidae
Gene: mRpL45
Product: mitochondrial ribosomal protein L45
Cellular component (GO): mitochondrion
Source: RefSeq, a predicted model, not a curated record